AUGGUUCUGGGCCGUCUGUCAUCUGAUUCUUACUCGCAGGUUCCCGAUCAAAGGGCCGGACCACUGCUACCCUCAUACGAAUCACUGCAGAAUGAUGAAAAUCCAUCAGUUAAUACUCAUGGAGUCUCAGACUCAAAUCAGUCAGAGUCAGGCUUCAACGUUUCAGAACACAGAAAGUCGCAUGCCAUGUCAAUGGCUCAGGCAUUGACUGAGCAAAUUCGAAUCAAAGGGUGGCCGGAGGAGCCGCGGAAACUAAGAAACAAGACCUUGUUAACAUUGUUUUUCAAUCUUUGCGAAGCUUUGAUCACCCUUGCACCAAUAGCAUUUAUCAUCUUCGCUAUACUGGCGGCUAAGCUUGACGGGAAGCCAACAAAUGGCAACGGCCUUGGUCACAAUAUCAAGAUCAUAACGCGUCUUGGGCCUUCAAUCUACCCCAUAAUGUUCGCAGCAGUCGCUGGAAAGUCACUAAAGACCGUCGCCAGGUAUUAUGCCGAACGGGGUAUGAAGCUUGGUGUACUGGAACUGCUUUUAGCAAGUCAGACAGUAUGGGGUACCUUUGAAAGCCAGGUACUUUUGAGGCGCUUCACACUGUUUGGUGCUCACCUUUUCCUGCUCUGGUGUCUGUCACCUCUGGGUGGUCAAGCAUCUUUACGUAUCUUGGAAACUGCUAUGGCCUCUCAGACUGCUGUUGGAGACCCUGUCUUAUACCUUCCAACAGGUGGCAUGAGCUAUCAUGCCAUUGCGAAUGACAUCCUCAUGACUGGAGACGCGGCUACACCUUUGGCAGCAAUCAACUCGUUGUACAGUGCCAACCUCUUGGCUCCUGCCUCCGUAAAGACUUCUGCUGUCGACACGUGGGGUAACAUCAAGGUUCCACGACUGAGUACCGUGAGCGCGAAGUCAGAAUCCACAGGCCAUUGGAAAACUGUCCCAGAACUUACAUCGGCGGACAAUUACACCUCCUUGUCUGGUUUGCCACUGGCCGGGCUCGCCAGAAAAUCCCAAAUCUUCCAGGAGUUCACGUUCGAAUAUGCUUAUAUGGACCUGAAUUGCCCUGAGCCGGCGUACAACAUGUCUCAAAGAGAUCCACGUUUCGUGCAACAGCUGGGACUCAUUUGGUCUCCGAACAAUAAGUCUGUGUUCAUCAACGAAGACAAGCAUACAAAGACAUCCUUCUUCCUUGAUACACAUACGCCAAUGACAGAAGGUCGCAUGUCAAACAUUUUCCUUGAUCAAAACCAGACGACUCUUACUGACACCAGUCUGCAAUUUCCACGGAACCUUCUGUUCGGAUCGCAGUACUCGGGCUCAGAUUCAAGAGCGUAUUCAGUACUCAUGCGUAAUUGUACAGUCAAGCUGAAGUACGUCGAAGUCAAAGCUGGAUGUACUGAGGAUGGGUGCAGAGCAACAGCAUUGCGGCCGUCCACCAAGUACUCAGAUCGGAACCCGAACUUGACACCUCUAGAAUAUCUUGUCAUGUCCUAUCACUUUAUGCAAGAUUUCCCUCUUGCAACCGGCAGUAUUCACAUGGGUGACACGUCACCCACGGAGUUCUAUAUCAAAGGAGCAAGCAUGCCUUUCGGCACAGCAACCGCAGGCUUACCAGACAUGGAAGACAUUUCCAAUGAUCUUUUUGCGACACGAAUGGGCUCACUGAUGAAUACCUACUUCCAACUCUCCCUUGCACCCUUGGCCUAUACGGAUGACCUCCCAGCCCCAAACGACUCAAUCUGGAAAUCCUCUAACCUUUCUAUCACUACAAGUACAGAGCUCUACGACGAACUUCGGGCGCCUCCAUAUCUCCCUUUAUACUCAAACACCACCAUCACUGCGACGACAGAGGUUUACAAAUGUAACUAUCUCUGGUUCGCUUUCCUCUUAGUAUCGUCCUGCAUACUCUUAUUACUCGGAUCAGCGGGGACUGCAUUGAGUCAUCUAUGCCACGCGCCAGAUAUGAUGGGAUAUGUCUCAAGUUUCACCUACAACAAUCCGUACAUGAGUGUACCGUCUGGAGGAGAGUCAUUGGGAGCCAUGGAAAGAGCACGUCUGUUGAGAGAUGUCAAGGUCAAAAUCGGUGACGCUAGAGUCAAUGAUGAAGUCGGCCAUGUUGUCUUUGCUACACUCAACCGUGCGGACUCUAUUGGAGAUUUGAGUCUGAAAAAGCACUAUAGAUAGAUGAGUAUUGUGUCGAGUGUGUGGUUCAUCUGGCGUGUAGCUGUCUGGAGAGAAUACGUUCUUUGAUUUUGAGCAACAUCAUGAUUGAGGCCAUUGAGCAAGGGGACUAGCAUAUCACAAGGAUUAGUAUGUUAAGAAGACACUCUAACCAUACUUAAUUGCACUGCUGUUAUAACUGCAUGUGUGGAG
Aureobasidium pullulans EXF-150 is the source of this 2364-nucleotide messenger RNA. RefSeq lists its product as uncharacterized. The record is from RefSeq and is a predicted model, not a curated record. Lineage: Eukaryota; Fungi; Ascomycota; Dothideomycetes; Dothideales; Saccotheciaceae. Bases 1 to 2175 code for a protein of 724 amino acids. The transcript is spliced from 3 exons.